UUGACAAAAUAUAAAAAUAAUCUUGUGUCAGUCAAUCAAUCAGAUCCGAAAAAUAGAGAAAAUGUCUGGUGUUUGCCAGGUCGCGCGAACCCAAGACUUGCCCCCUCCGGGGGGCUAUGCACCAAUUCCUUACAAAAGAAUACCCGCAAAAAAAUACUUUAGUGGAUAUUUUAUGUUUGCGGGCUACCUUGGCAUGACCUUUGGCAGUCUGUACUUAUACAGUUUGAACUAUAAGCAAAUCAAGCGCGAUGAGAUUGAGAUGCGGUCGGCCAAGAUGGCUAUAUACCCGAUGCUCCUGGCCGAGAGAGAUCGGGAAUACCUGAAGCAACUCCGCAGGAACAGAGAUGCCGAGGCUGAACUCAUGCGGGAUGUUCCCGGAUGGGAGGUGGGCACCUGGUAUGGAGAACCUGUUUACAAGCUGGUCCCCAGAGAUAAGCUGGUGGAACCCAUCUUCCAUGAGUACUACGCUCACAGCGACCCCAAAGAGUGGUUCAAGAGGACUGAUAUUAAGAUGUGGUCUUAAAUUACUCUUUUUGUAUCCUGAUUACCCUCUGGAAGACUCAUGUGAUAUGUGCCUGUUAUUAACUACCCAUCAUUCUAUACAGCUGGAAUGAAAGCUAUUGAACUGCAAAAAUGCAAGAAAUCAGGCAUAUUUUUUUUAAAAUAAACCUGUACCUAAAAUUGUGGGUAGUCAGAAGAAAAAAUUAUUAAAAGGUCAGGGUGUCAGGGCUAAUAGCGAAAUUCAGUUUCUAGUGUAUUCAAGAUAUUUCUGCUGUCACUUGAGGUGUUAGAAUGUUGUAUCCCGCUUAUUUAUGUAGUUAAUAAAAAUAUACAAUUACAUUUAUUA
Messenger RNA from Amyelois transitella, 847 nucleotides. RefSeq names its product NADH dehydrogenase [ubiquinone] 1 alpha subcomplex subunit 13 (gene ND-B16.6). Bases 62 to 523 code for a protein of 153 amino acids. The transcript has 3 exons. The record is from RefSeq and is a predicted model, not a curated record. NCBI's taxonomy places the organism in Eukaryota, Metazoa, Arthropoda, Insecta, Lepidoptera, Pyralidae.